CGUAGCGGUUGCGACGCGGGCAGCCCCAAACACGCGUCAAGCGCACCUCCACGCCAUCGACGACGCGGAGAACGGAGGAUCCGAGUGCUUUACAGCGCUAGCUUGCCAGUUUGCGCGCACAACCGCGGGCAGCCAAAGGGCAGCCAAAACCAUGGCCUCGACGCUCGCGGCCAUCAAGGCCGCGAGCCACGCCAAGGACGCGCGCGAGAAGCGCGACACGGACUUCCACAAGACAGCACUCGUAUUAGCAAGGGAGUACCUGCGGGCCAACGGCUACAGCAAGAGCUGCGACGCCCUCGCCAAAGAAGUGGGUUCUGGGUUGGAGAAGCUCGAGCUGGCGGACAACGUCGACUUAGGAGCUGUUAUCAGGGAGUUCGAUGCAUACUACCAACUCAAGCUCGGCCGGCCGCCCAAGCUCCUGAGGAGACGAGACAACGAAAACGAGCCCCCGAGGCCGCCCGGGGUCUACGAGCGGCGGAAGCGCGGGGCGGCGCGAGCCGCGGCCGAGAAGGCGGAACGCAUCGAGCGACCGCGCGAGGCCGGGGAAAGCGUCGCGCUGGGCGUGCUGAAAUCUAGAUUGGGCGUGUCUGGGGGCGAAGGCGCUGUACCGCAGAAUAAGCCCAUGUGGCUGGACAACGACGGCGUCACGGGCUCGAAGAUCGAACCGACGGCGCGGACGCGGCGCGGAAAUCGUGAUUCAACUUGAGGCGGCUCCUGCGCGCCGAUGGCGUCGAGGGGGCGCCGCCGCGACGCCGUCGACGUUACGCGAGCCCUCACCGGUCGCCGCCUGCGCAGGACCGGAACGCGAUCGUCAAUGACAACCCGAACGAGCGCAUCCUCAAGCCGCCUCCCGCCUUCGCAGGAGAUUCAGAACUCCAAGCGCUGGCCAAUGUUAUUCAGCGGGAGAUCUACGCGCCUACUUCCGUGGAGGGCGACGGCUGGGGCGACGUCGUCGGUCUCGAAUCGGCCAAGAGUUUAUUGAGGGAGGCCGUGGUCAUGCCCGCGCGGUAUCCUCAACUAUUUCGUGGUCUGACGGCGUCGUGGGGCGGCGUGCUGUUAUUUGGCCCUCCAGGGACGGGCAAAACACUACUCGCAAGAGCCGUGGCGACACAGACCAAAACGACGUUCUUCAACAUCAGUGCGUCGUCGAUCGUCUCCAAGUAUAGGGGAGAUUCAGAAAAACUAGUGCGAGUACUGUUUGAUCUCGCGCGGUGGCACGCCCCGUCCACGGUGUUCUUCGAUGAAAUUGAUUCGAUCAUGGCGCAGCGCGGCGGCCAGGGCGGCACGGGCAACGAGCACGAAGGGUCUCGGAGGAUGAAGACCGAAGUACUCAUUCAGAUGGACGGCCUGUCCAAUAAAAAUUCGUCAGAUAUGGUCUUGGUCCUGGCGGCGUCGAACUUACCUUGGGAAUUGGAUGUUGCUCUCUUGCGAAGACUCGAGAAGCGGGUCUUAGUGCCGUUGCCCGAUCAGGAGGCUCGGAGGCAGAUGGUGUCGUCGUUCCUAGCCGGGAGGGUCGGGGAGGACUGUCAGCUGGAUAGUUACGCGUCAGAAACAGAAGGCUACUCGGGCUCGGACUUGCGAUUAGUCUGCAAGGAGGCGGCCAUGCGGCCCGUGCGGCGACUCGUAUCUCAACUGGAGGCGAUGGAGUCUUCUAGAGGAGGCGAGGCCGUGCCGGACUCGGAAGUGGAGAGGUUGAUGGGCGCGAACCGCGUGACGCACGACGAUAUGACUCUGGCGAUGAAGGGCACGAAGCCGUCGGCGAAGCUGUUCGCGGACAAGUACCGGACGUGGGAGGCGAACUUCGGGUCGUCGUAAGGUUUUUGUGGUAGGUUGUUUUUGGGGGCCGCGCGGCGCGCGUCGAUGGCGUCGGAGCAG
Pelagomonas calceolata is the source of this 1875-nucleotide messenger RNA. The record is from the annotation of a GenBank genome assembly. NCBI's taxonomy places the organism in Eukaryota, Pelagophyceae, Pelagomonadales, Pelagomonadaceae.